CCUUCCUGAAAGGCUGUUCAUCUGAAUAUGAUAAGGCAAGAGUCAUUAGCUGCGGUGGGCCUAUUGCUGGGAGCUGGCUGGACGUUAUACCAAAUACGCAGGAAUUCACUAUGAGUAACAUGGAUUUCCGUGUUGCUUCUUUGUUGCGACUUGGUGCUCCUCUGCCAGAAUUACAAGCGUUAGACAACUGCAUUCCUCAAUGUAAACAACCUCUUGACAGUAGUGGCUACCACAUACUAACGUGUAAAUGGGGAGGGGGAAUCAUUCGACGCCAUGAUCACAUUGCAGAUUGUUUAUACAAAAUGCUUACCUCUGUUGGAUAUCGAUGCAGAAAGGAGUUGCCAGAUCAAUUCGAUGGAAAACAAAGACCAGAUGUUGCUGUCUAUGACUAUAAAGAUGGAAAAAAACUUCUACUUGACGUUACCAUUGCUCAUCCUGCAGCUAGGAAGUACAUCUCUAAAAGUCAUUCAGUAGCAGGCUUUGCUGCUACAGAGAGAGAAAAGCAAAAGAACACAAAGUAUCUUUCUAAAUCUAGAGAGUUGGGGUAUCUUUUCAAACCGUUUGCAAUGGAAGUAUUUGGCCGAUGGAGUGAUUCAGCCCAAAAUUUUUUAUCGGAAACAUCAAAGUUCGCAGCUUCAUCUUUACAAAUAUCCAGCGCUGAGUUCCUCCACAUGUGGCGCCGACGCUUUGCCACGUGUCUUCAAAAAGAAAACGUUUCCAUCAUGUCAGAAAAGAUGAAAUCGCUUGUCCCAAAGACCACUGUGGAUGCCAACUUUCGUCAGAAGCAGCCUGUCAGAUGCUUUGGACUUGACUUUAGUUAAUUAAAGUAAUUACCAUAGUGCAUGCUUAGUUAGAAUCUUAUGUAGUUCGUAAUCUAUGUAGAGUUCCUCUUUAGUCAUAGUUUCGUUUUAGUUCAGUUGAACUGUUUUCAGCUCCUCCUAUAGCUUGUUGAAAUUAUCUGCUGUAUUUUGUUGAUGUUGAAUUAUCUAAAUAGAGAGAGAGAGAGAGAGAGAGAGAGAGAGAGAGAGAGAGAGAGAGAGAGAGAGAGAGAG
Molecule: messenger RNA, 1052 nt
Organism: Corticium candelabrum
Lineage: Eukaryota; Metazoa; Porifera; Homoscleromorpha; Homosclerophorida; Plakinidae
Exons: 1
Coding region: 111-821 (236 amino acids)
Source: RefSeq, a predicted model, not a curated record